This is a messenger RNA of Cucumis melo (muskmelon), 627 nucleotides long. RefSeq lists its product as uncharacterized. Bases 7 to 588 code for a protein of 193 amino acids. The transcript has a single exon. NCBI's taxonomy places the organism in Eukaryota, Viridiplantae, Streptophyta, Magnoliopsida, Cucurbitales, Cucurbitaceae. The record is from RefSeq and is a predicted model, not a curated record.
AGUUUGAUGACACGCCGGCACUCGGCAUCGACGUUGAACUACGGGCUCGCCUUCGACUGUGAGGUUGGCCCAGUGGUGGUGGGGAAGUGGUACUGCCCUUUCAUUUUCAUUCGUGAAGGGGAUGUUGGUGUCCAAAUGAGAGACUCUACGUACUAUGAAAUGACUCUCCAACAGACCUGGGAAGAGAUAUUUGGAUGCUACAAUAACGAUCGUGGUCAUCAUGUGACGGUAGAUGUUUGUGUUAGGAGGGAGGCGGUUUUAGUUGGAGAGGCGUUGUUGGCGGCAGAGAGGGUGGUGGUUUCCGAUGGGAUUAUGUGGUUGGGUCCCUCGUCGGAGGUGGGGCUGAGUAUGGCGAUUGUGGAGAGGGUGAAAUGGGAGGAGGAGAGAGUUGGGUUUGUAUGGGGAAGAAAUCAUGAGGAGGAAAUAGAGAGAGUUGUGAGAAGAGAAGAGUUUAAAGGAAAGGGAAUUUGGAGAAGAGUUAAGUGUUAUGUUUUGGUUGAAAAGUUUGUGCUUAAGAGAAUGAAUGGAACUUUGGUUCUUACUUGGGAAUUCAGACACACUCAUCAAAUUAGAACCAAAUGGGAAUGAAAAAAAGGAAGAAUAAUAGAAAACACAUCUCAAAGAUUU